AUGCCCACAUUGGCGUGGUCGGUGUCGUGUGCAUGCUCCGCACACUGGCGUGGCAGUUCCCACAUUUUGUUUCAGCUCUUGGCUGCGUCGAAUGGCGCCAUUGAUUACUCGAAUGGGCUCGAUGCCGUUGGAAUUUCCUGGACCACUGGUUCUUCCUGGGCGCAGGAGAUCGUACGUCUGCGAAGCAGCAAUAUUGCACUCGGUUCGUCCGCAAAACAAGAUGCUGCAAAGGAGCUCAUCGCCUUUCUGGGGGCUCUUGAAUGCGAAUUGACGCAGCGAGUGUGUUUUCGCUCGGCAGAACCUUGGCUGCGAGCCGGCUGA
Eimeria acervulina is the source of this 321-nucleotide messenger RNA. RefSeq lists its product as hypothetical. Bases 1 to 321 code for a protein of 106 amino acids. The transcript has 5 exons. The record is from RefSeq and is a predicted model, not a curated record. NCBI's taxonomy places the organism in Eukaryota, Apicomplexa, Conoidasida, Eucoccidiorida, Eimeriidae.